This is a messenger RNA of Lycium barbarum (goji berry), 3374 nucleotides long. Its product is annotated as receptor-like protein 15. Gene Ontology annotation, molecular function: protein binding. Bases 436 to 3252 code for a protein of 938 amino acids. Lineage: Eukaryota; Viridiplantae; Streptophyta; Magnoliopsida; Solanales; Solanaceae. The transcript is spliced from 4 exons. The record is from RefSeq and is a predicted model, not a curated record.
AAAUUUCACGUUUAACCCUCGAACACUACAUUUUUAUUUUUCAAACCCCUCAGAGAAUAUCUUAGAUUUAUACUUGCCUCUUUUCCCUUAUUUCAAUUUUGUUUAGAAUGUUAGAAAAAAUAACACUAAAAUUAAAAAUAGUGAAGUUUGAAUUUUGCAUAGCUAAUACUCCUAUAGCAAUUUUCAACAUGAAAUUCAACAUUAUACUAUUCCAACUUUUCCAAUUCUCAUGAGUCGUGUCGUGACCAUAUACUUCAACCUCAGCCCCCCAAACCAGACUGAGUCAAAAUCUAAUACCGUACUGGUCAUCAAUUUCCUUCAAAAUUUCACUACCAACUCCAAAAGGCAUUCGCUUUUACUACUCCUAUAUUAUGGUGUAUGACUUAAUUACUCAAAAUUAUUAAACACUUUUAGAGACACAGUUAGUCUUUAUGCAUGGCAGAUUUCUUAGCAAUAUGGUUUCUGCUACAUGUACUUCUUCAUGCAAAUGGAAGUUUAGCGUUUUGGGAAGAAGAAAAAAUAGCUCUUUUGAAACUGAAGGAUGUUUUAAACUACCCAAACGGGACUGCACUUUCGUCUUGGGGUGGUAAAGAAAUGGAUUGUUGUAAGUGGGAAAGAAUUGGUUGCAGUAAAUUGACAAAACGGGUGACUAAACUUUCUCUUAAUCGCACAAGACAAAUAGAGUUGCAUGACAAGGAUUUCUUCAUUGAAUCUUCUUUGUUUCUUCCCUUUGAAGAGCUGCAAGAGUUAAGAUUGGAUGGUAACUUAAUUACAGGCUUCAACGGAGUAUUGAGGUUAAACAAAUUACAAAUUUUGGAUCUGAGUUAUAACUCACUAACAGAAAUUCCAUCUUUCAAUGGCCUAGAAUCUAUAAAGUUUCUCAGAUUUAGUUCUAAUCGUCUGAAAAAUUUAUCCACAUUCCAAGAGUUGACAACAUUAAGGGGCCUGGAGAUGCUUGACUUGGGUUAUAAUGACAUUGCUGGCGAGAUGCCUCCAUCUAUUGGGGCCAUGACAUCUUUAAAGAGCUUAUCAUUUAGAAACAAUGAAUUAAAUGGCUCUUUCCCGGAGGAAGGUUUAUGUAAUUUGAGAAGCCUCCAAGAGUUGGAUAUUAGCCGAAACAGCCUAAAAGGAUCUAUUCCUCCAUGUAUCAGCAAUUUAACAUCCCUUCGUCUCCUUGAACUUUCUGAAAAUAACCUUGAGGGAACCAUUCCUUCGGAUCUCCUGUCUAGUCUCAAGUCCCUUGAAUACCUUUCUCUUUCUUUGAACCAUUUUGAAGGGUCCAUCUCAUUGAGCUCAUUUGCUAACAACUCCAAUCUUGAGGUUCUAGAACUUGAUAGCCUUAACAAGGAGUUGCAUGUAUACACAGAAAAUACAACCUGGAAACCUCUAUUUCAGCUAAAAGUCCUGCGACUAUCAAACUGCAAAAUCAAUGAGCCAACGAGAUCUAUUCCGAGCUUUCUUUUGACCCAGCAUGAUUUAAGAGUUGUUAACCUCAGUUACAAUUCUAUGGUUGGAGAGCUUCCCGCUUGGCUACUAAUAAACAACACAAAAUUGGAGUUCCUUAGUCUUGCUCAAAACUCAUUCACGGGUCAAUUUGUGUUACCUGCUGAUUCUAAAGAUCUUGAUUUGUUUUGGCUUGAUGUGUCUAAGAAUGAUAUUCAGGGCCCCAUUCCUGCAUCUAUUGGCCAUAUUUUCCCAAAUUUGUUGUAUUUGAACAUGUCUAGAAACUCAUUUCAAGGUAGUAUUCCUCAUUCAAUCGGCAAUAUGAAUAAGUUGCGUUCAUUGGAUCUGUCGAGCAACAACUUCACUGGAGAAUUACCUGAACAUUUGGUUAUGGGCUGCAAGGAUUUGACUAUGCUGAGACUUUCACAUAAUAAGCUGCAGGGGCAGUUAUUUCCCAAAAGAUGGAACCUCACAAGGCUCCAGGUGUUGUAUUUAGAUAAUAAUCUCUUUUCCGGACAUUUGUUACCUGGACUUCUUACAAGCUCCUCACUGAUACUGUUGAAACUAAGCGAUAACUCAAUCUCGGGAAAACUACCUGAUUGGAUAGGGGAAUUUUCUUUCCUUAGAUCCCUUAGUGCGUCCAGAAGCUUCUUCAGAGGUCCUAUACCAGUGGGCUUUUGCAGACUUGUGCAACUGAGUUUUUUAGACCUUUCAUGGAAUAGUCUUUCUGAUAACAUACCUUCUUGUUUCAAUCUGUCAGCACUAAAAUAUUUACACCUUCAAGGAAAUGAACUCUCAGGACCUUUGCCAAGAGCUCUCUAUGGAUCAUCUUCCCUUGUGACACUAGAUAUGAAGGAUAAUAAACUGUCAGGGAAAAUUCCAACGUGGAUCAGCUUACUCCCAAAUUUGAGAAAUCUUUUAUUAAAAGGAAACAACUUUAUAGGUUCCAUUCCUUUUCAGCUAUGUCAGCUUCAAAACAUCAGCAUACUAGAUCUCUCUUCCAAUAGCCUUUCUGGUCCCAUACCUUCAUGUUUGAAUGAUAUACCAUUUGGUCGGAAGAAAGCACAUGAUCAAACCUUUGAGACUGAUGAAUAUGGGUGGACAUUGUAUAGCCCUUUUAUGACGUACGAGUAUCAAAGCGUACUUCGUGUAAACCAAUAUGUUGAAGCUGGAUUUUACUCAUCAGAUGUGGCAGAAGAAAUAGAAUUUAUCUCAAAGCUUAGGUAUGAGUCAUAUACAGGAAGCAUCUUGAAUUAUAUGUCUGGGAUCGAUCUUUCUAUGAAUAAAUUGAUAGGUCCAAUUUCUCCUGAACUUGGGUUCCUAAGUGAUAUUCAUACUCUAAAUUUAUCACAUAAUCAACUGAAUGGAUCCAUUCCAAGGGCAUUUUCCAACUUGAAGCAAAUACAAAGCUUGGACUUAUCCAACAAUAAGUUGAGUGGUGGAAUUCCCCCGGAAAUAGUUCAGUUAAACUUUCUAUCAGUCUUCUCAGUGGCAAACAACAAUUUAUCAGGACGCGCACCAGAUAGGAAGGCCCAGUUUGCAACAUUUGAAGCUAGCAGCUAUGAAGGCAAUCCUUUCCUUUGUGGAUUACCUCUCCAGGAAACUUGUGGAAGGAGCACAGCAGCAUCAGAUCCAAAUCCAGGAGAAAUUGAUGAUGAAAUUGAUGAUCUGUUCAAAGAUGCAUUUUUGGAGACUUUUGUUCCAUCAUCUAUUGUGGCAUUCCUGGGAGCUAGUGCUUUUAUUUACUUCAACCCCAGUUGCAGAAUGCUUUUUCAGUUUGUUGAAGCAAAGCUCUUAUCUUCUAGAUAGAUUUGCCUAGUUAUUUAUUGUACCUGAUGAAAAAAGUAACUGAGUGUGUGCAUAGAAAGUAAAGCAUACUUUUUAUGAGAUAUUUUUGGCAAUUCAAUAGUAUCUCAGGACCUUUGUGUUUA